Molecule: messenger RNA, 1551 nt
Organism: Suillus bovinus
Lineage: Eukaryota; Fungi; Basidiomycota; Agaricomycetes; Boletales; Suillaceae
Product: MFS general substrate transporter
Exons: 9
Coding region: 1-1551 (516 amino acids)
Biological process (GO): transmembrane transport
Cellular component (GO): membrane
Molecular function (GO): transmembrane transporter activity
Source: RefSeq, a predicted model, not a curated record
AUGAACUCGUCACUUGCUAGCAUAACCUCUGAUGACGAUGCCAAAGUCGUCGUUCAGCGCCCCCUUCCUUCAAACGCGCGCAGAUAUACUCUGUUGUUGAUCUUCUGCAUUACGCAGUUUCUAUAUACACUCACCAACUCUGCAUUAUUCUCUGCUAUCCCUUCCCUCGUCCGGAAUUUCGGCUUCACCCAAAGCCAGUCGGUUUGGAUCAUUAGUGCAUACCAGUUAACUUUUGCAUCCUUUCUCCUUAUGAGCGGAAAAAUCAGCGAUAUCUACAGUCCUAAAUAUACCUUCAUAACCGGCAAAUUCAUCUUAGGGGUAAUCUCGAUCGGGAUCGGUUUCGCCUCAAAUGGUAUCUUAUUCCUCGCACUAAGAGCACUAAGUGGAAUUGCCGCAUCGCUCACCAUACCAUCAGCUCUAGCGCUGCUUGUCGGACUUUUCCCUGAGCCCAGGCACCAAGGUGCAGCUAUCGCCGCAUUUGGAGCUUGUGGGGCGGUUGGCAUUGUGCUGGGCCUAAUCUCUGGCGCUCUUUUAGUCGAAUAUGUUAGUUGGCACUGGAUAUUUUGGUUUGUGUCGGCGGUGAUAUUACCAACCACGCUCAUCUCUACGGUACUUAUACCUUCACAAACCAAAAAUAUGGCCCGAGAGAGUGGUUUCACUAAAUUGAAGAGACUUGAUAUCACUGGAAUAUCAAUUCUUACAGUUGCUGUUAUACUGUUUAUAUUCGCUGUGACAACAGCGUCCAUGAUAGGUUGGAGAUCAGCCACUGCACUAGUACCUUUGGCCUUCUCCAUCGCUAUGACUGGUUCAUUCUUUUGCUGGGAAGCCCUCCAGCCAAUCGAAUGUGCUGCUGUACCGCCUUCAACAUGGUUCAUUUCGAAUUUUUCUGUCUUGUUUGGAACAGCUCUCCUGCCAUAUUUCUGGUGGGCAAACAUAUUCACCACCUAUGUGUCCCUGUGGCAAGAUAUUUACGGAUGGAGCGCCUUAUCUUCCGCUGUCCACAUGCUUCCAAUAGGCAUCACUGCAUUUGUCUUCAGUUUUUCCAGUAGGGUGAAGGGGAUCGGCGCCAUGAAUGCCAAAUGGCUGAUACUUUGUGGAGCACUAAUGAUGAUGACGGCACUCGUGUUAUUUGCCUUCGCAAACGGACCUGACAAGUACUGGUCGUUGGUGUUCCCCGGCUUCAUCAUCGGUUCCGCUGGUGCAAUGUUAACCAACAUAUCCGCAAACAUCGCGAUAUUCCGAGCUACGCCACCCUCCAUGGCAGGCACCGUAGGCGCCAUAUUCAAUUGCGGCUUGCAACUUGGCUCCGCAGUUGGUUUGGCUGCCGUCGGCUCUAUCCAGACGAGCGUGCAGAAGGGAAAUGGGGGCCCUUCGAAUUAUGAAGGCCAGUCUGCUGGCUUUUGGUUUAUGCUCGCCUGCAUCUCUGUUGCUGCAAUGGCCGUUCUUGUCUUCUACCAGACCCACACGACCCGAGACCAUGUCGAAGGAACAGUUGGCUCUGAUGAGAAGGACGCAGAUUCUGAGAAAGGGGAUGAUGGUUCCUUAUCAUAA